CAUUUCCACCCCAAAUGAUAGUGGAUGCGCAAUUUGAAACCACUUGUAAGGAGAUGGAAGCCUACAUGUCUUUUGAUUUAUGAACACUGAAUUUAGUAUUUUUCCUUGUUAGAAAGAGGCGGUGAGUAACAGUGAGUGACCACGAUCUCUCUGCUGACAGGUGAGGGAGCAGCAUCUCUGUGGUCUGAGCGCGGCGGGAGUGAGAACGGAAGCGCGUGCAUGACGCGCAUCGCUGGGUUAUCCGUGCCACAUUUUUGGACCUUUUCCACUUCCAGCUCGCCAAUGUGAUUUUUUUUCCUUCUUUUUUUUCCUUCGGCAGCUGCUGUGAGAUGUUCUGCAGUUGCCAUGGCGAGAGGACUGUCUCCGCUGGGUUUCUUCAGAAAGACUCUGCAUGUCCAGGCCAAGUUCUCUUUCCUGCACAUGAAAUACUUGUUCUUCUCCUGGCUGGCAUUGUUUGUGGGAAGCUGGAUCGUGUACGUGGAGUACUCAUCCUACACAGAACUUUGUCGAGGGAAGGACUGCAAAAAUUCCAUUUGUGACAAAUACAGGAAAGGCGUCAUUGGAGGCUCGGCCUGCAGCAGCCUCUGUGAGAAGGACACCCUUUACCUGGCAAAGUGCCUCACCGCCAAAGUCAGCAGUCAGGUUUACUCAGGGAACUGGGCCGACUUGGAGGGUAUAAUAAAGUGCCAGAUGGAGGCUCCUCAUGACGGUCUGGAAGGUGAGAUGGAGCCGAGGAAGGAGGCAACGGUCUUCGACAAGCCCACCAAAGGAACUUCAGUGGAAACCUUCAGGGAGAUGAUAAACAACCACUUCAAGGCUAAAGUUGGCGAUCGGGUCAGCCUCGUCGACCUGACGACCCAAGUGUUAUCCAUUGCUGAUGUGAAUAAAGACGGCUACAUCUCACUGCCAGAAGCUCGCUCCACUUGGGCUCUGCUGCAGCUCAACGAGUUCCUGCUGGCGUUCGUCCUCCAAGGCCAGGGACACACACCCAAGAUCCUGGGCUUCUGCGGAGACCUGUAUGUGAUGGAGAAGGUCCCGAACUCCCCCUUGUACGGGAUAAGCCUGCCUUGGAUCAUGGAGAUGUCCAUCCCGGUUAGCCUGCGCCGCAGCAUGGACCAGUGGUUCACACCUCAGUGGCCCCACAAGGCCAAGAUCUCCAUUGGGCUGCUGGAAUUGGUCGAAGACAUUUUCCACGGCACAUUCGGGAGCUUCCUCAUGUGCGACGUGAGCACUGGCUCAUUCGGCUACAACGACCGCCAUGACUUUAAGGUGGUGGACGCACGCUACAUCGUUCCUGAGGCGACAUUCCAGGAGAGAAUUCGGCAGCAGCACUGCAGCGCGGACGAGGACUGUUUGUAUGGAGCCGACUGCCUCACCUCCUGUGAUCUCACCAAGCAUCGCUGCACAACAGAGGUCACCAGGCCCAACUUGGCCAAGGUCUGUGAAACCCUCAAAGAUUACAUCCUAAGGGGGGCGCCGGCCGAUGUGAGCGAGGAGCUGGAGAAGCAGCUCUACGUCUGCAUCGCUCUGAAGGGGUCUGCGGAUCAGAUGGAAAUGGAGCACUCGCUGGUUCUGAACAAUCUCAAGACGUUGCUGUGGAAGAAGAUCUCUCACACUAAAGAUUCUUAAGUUCCAGAAUCACCUUUCAAGAUCAAGUUUUUAUACGUUCAGCCUUACAGCUAUAAUUUACAGGUAUUUCAAUUUCUUCUACAACUGACUGCGUAUAAGGAAACAAAUCAUGGAUGUUGUUUUUAAAAAGUCAAAAUAAAUCUAGCUCCACAAACCUCAACAAUUUUCUCAGCAGUACACACC
Oryzias latipes (Japanese medaka) is the source of this 1812-nucleotide messenger RNA. The record is from RefSeq and is a predicted model, not a curated record. Lineage: Eukaryota; Metazoa; Chordata; Actinopteri; Beloniformes; Adrianichthyidae.